AAAAAAAGGAAUAUGAAAAAAUAAAAAAGGAAAGGAAUUUUUAGAAAAGCAUGAGAAACAGUAGGCAUUGAUAAAAGCUGAAAAGAAAGAAAACAAAGAUCCACCUCGAACCUCCCUCCACUCUCUGUCUUUCGCUCUCAACCCUCGACCAAACCCCAAUCUUCUUCUUCUUCCUUUGCUUGGCUACUGAGCAGAAUUAGGAGGUUUUGAUUUGUUGGUCUGAGCUUGGGUUUGGGUUAAUUACUACAAUUGUUUUAAAAUUAUAAUUUGUGAAUAAUUAUGAGGGAAGAGGAUUCGAAUUGGUUCUCUAGAUGGGAGGAAGAGCUGCCAUCUCCGGAUGAGCUUAUGCCUCUUUCCCAAUCCCUAAUUACUCCUGAUCUUGCUAUGGCCUUCGACAUUCGUAACCCCAAUCAUCACCAUGCUCAACAGCAACAGUCCUCAGUACAGCCUGCUCCUCCUCCACCUUCCGCCGCUGUCCAGCCUUCUUCUCAACCUACCUUAGCUGAAUUCGCCGCUGAUUCUGGAGACUUGGGAUCCGGGGCUGCUGGGGAUGAGCCAGCACGGACUCUCAAGCGGCCUCGUCUCGUGUGGACCCCACAGCUUCACAAGAGAUUUGUUGACGCCGUGGCUCAUUUGGGGAUCAAGAACGCUGUCCCCAAGACUAUAAUGCAGUUGAUGAGUGUUGAUGGUUUGACAAGAGAGAACGUUGCUAGUCAUUUGCAGAAGUAUCGCCUUUAUUUGAAGAGAAUGCAAGGUUUAUCUGGUGGUAGUGGAGGUGGUGCCAAUGGUGGAUCUGGGGGUGCCGGAUUAGGUGCCUCGGCUGAUCCAGCGACAGACCAUUUGUUUGCAAGCUCACCUGUUCCACCACACUUUCUUCAUCCAGGUAGGGGUAAUUCAGAGCAUUUCUUACCAUUCGUGCCAGUGCCAGCACUGCAGCAUCACCAUCAUCACCAGCAACAGCAGAUAGUGGCAGCUGCAGUAGGACAUCCCCAUUUGCAGUCUCAGUAUCAUAGGCCACAAAUGGGGCACUAUGGGUCAUCUCCGAAUAGCCAAUUUGAGCAUCCCUUCUUAGGCAGGCAGACGCAGCAACCAAUGCAUAGGAUCGGAGGGACACCCAUGCAUAAUCAAGCUCCCAGUAGUUAUGUGGAAGAUUUGGAAUCGGCCAAUGGGAAUGGUGGAAGGAAGGUUCUUACAUUGUUUCCUACUGGGGAUGAUUGAUUCAAAACUUUGGUAAUCAUUGACACCCCAUUUUCAUCAUUCAACAUUUCUGCUCUAUUUUUAAUUAGCCCUUUUCUUCAAGUUUCAUCAUGUAGAGUCUUGGUUAGUAGUUAUUUCUCUUUCUGGCUUUUUUUUUAAGUGAUCCUGAGGGGGUGCUGGUAAUUGGAAAUGGAAUUCAAUUUCUGAGUUUCAUCUUGAGCUUGUAGGUAGUAUACUUAGUGUGUUUCUUUUACUACACUCUGUUGUGUCACUGUUGCAGUGUCAGUUCUUUUGUAAUUGUCAGUUGUGCAGACUUCACGGCUGCAAUUAAGUUGCCAGUGGCAUUCUGUGUCCUCAGUCAGCUUCUGGUGAUGGAUAUUAAUCGUGAUGUUUCUCUAAGUGACAAUAUGUUCUUAGGUUUAUCAUCUUGCAAUUACAUCAGUGUGCUGGUAUCAAGUUAAUAUGGUUUUCUUUGUGGCAAUGGUUACUGGGAAAUAUCUCAGUUUACUUAAAAUAUAUAGACUGCAUGCUUGGGAGGUCAUUCAGCCAAUAAGGUGGUUUUUGAGGCUACAUGACUAAAUUUUGAGCUUGAGGUGGGGAAAAGAAGACAUAAUGUUGACAAUCUUAGUUGGUGGUUCUGUUUGUUACAUUCGGUGUUGAGGUUCUCGAGCUUCCUAUAUUCUCUUCUGUGUUAAUGAUUUCUUCUUCUUAUUUCAGUGUUAUGUAGAGGUAAGUUGUACUUGUUGUACAUUGUAUGACUCCAUAGAAGACUUUGGACCUAUGAUAUGAAGGGCGACUUUCAGAUAUCUCUGACUUUCUUUUUUCUUCUCACUUUUCUUUUCAUUUUUUUUUUCUGGCUUUUGUUACUUUUUCCAUGUUAAGUCUUAUUCCCAUACACAUUAGCUGCUAAAAUUUCACAGCAUCCGCAACUUUUUCUUGUAUUGUUGAAUUACAUAAAUCUGUUCUGCUAAGUAGAACACUCGGCAUUUCUGAUCAAAGAAUGAUGUAGAAUUUGUUGGCAUGCUGCUUCAACAUACCAUCCUUGGUCUUAUUUUCGGUCAUUUGUGGCUGAAAUCUUAAAUCUAACAAACAAGAAGGCAGUCGAUGAAAUUCUAAUCAGUUCUCAUUUGUUGUAAAGCAAACUAGAGAAAGAAUUUUGGUGCCAAUGUUUGUUGCAUUGAAAGUGAAGCAUCUUUGUGAUCUGAGUGCAUAAGCCAUGUUCAUUGAGCCAUUUUGUUACUCUUUCUCUGCACCAUAUCAUUGUUUAAAUUUUGGGGCUUGUUCAUUUUUAGGCCAACUGUGCUUUCAUUUCUGUAAUAAAUAGGAUAUUUAUCUGGUACUAGUGACAUUUUGGAAUUCUGACCAUAGGCAAUUAUUUAUGCAACUAAGCAGAGCAUUAGACUGUAUACAUCCCCUUCAUAAUUUCUUUAAAAUUUCAAAACUGGAGAGAGAUUUUCAAUAAUGGAUUCUAUAAAUCAGCUUCCUUGUGGUCACAGUACCUACCUGUAAUCUCUAAAUUGAUUAGAGUAGUCACCUAAGUUGUUGAUCACAUUAAAAGUUAGCCUUGAGAUUGAUCAUGAUUGUUUACUCUAGUCUUUGAGUGGUGGCAGUGGUAUAAUUUGUUAUGCGCAUUCUAAUUGCACUUGUGAUCUGAUUCUAAUACAUUGCUAGAUUCUUAUAGGUAGGGUGACUUUGAUCAGUGUUUUCUUUUAAUAAACUAGAUAAGUAGGGGAUUUAGUAUUGCAAAUGGCUUGGAAUUGGAUGUACUGUUUGCCACUGCCAUAUUAUACCUGAUGUAGGUAACUUGGAUAAAUUCUGAGUGAAACUUUUAUAUUCUGGUGUACUUUUCUGUUUGAUUAUUAACUCUACUAACUGCAGCAGAGUAGAGUGGUCGAUAACAUUUGGGGCUAGUUUUACCGGAGGUUAGGAUUCCUAGAAGAAGCAUUUUUUCCUUUUCUUGGUUCUAAUUUCCUUUCCGUUUCAUUUCCUUGCCACAUUAGUAUUCUGUUGCUGUUAAAACAGACAACAAAAUUGGAUGUUUUGGCUAAGAAAUGUUGCCCCUGAUUGUAAUACCCGUAGGGGUUAUUUGUUUAAUCCACAAAAGUAACUCAUAGAUUAAAGAUGGUAUGAAUAUUUUUAUGCUUAAUCAAACUUUAGCACAUUAAGAGACUCAUGGCUUCUUUCUAGGUUCAUGACUAGGAACAUGGCAAGUUUACCAGCAUCUCAUUCACUCUCUCAAUGGGUGAAAUGGUGCAUCCUGCCGAGUGCUAAGGACAUAAAUACCAUUGGAGAACGCAUGAAACAGAGUAAUGAUAAUCUCAGGGUUGAACUAGUAUGCAAAUAACCAGACAUUUUAUCUUUGCUUGGAAUAUUGGAUAAUGUAGGGCAUUCCAAGUUCUUCUGAAGUCGGUGUGUUAAAUUUAAAUUGAUAUUUGUCAUUUUGGGAAAGCGUGUUGUUCAUGGAUGCAAAAUAUUAUCUGGCGAAGAAUAAAAUUGAUGAGCAAUAGAAUCUAGAGCUUAGCUCAAUUGCUUUGUACGGGUGAUAUUCAGUAAGUUUGGUGUUUGAAUUAUAGUAUUUUCAAUUCCAUUCCCUCCCAUACUUGGGAUUCGAAUCAAGUUAA
Molecule: messenger RNA, 3818 nt
Organism: Gossypium arboreum
Lineage: Eukaryota; Viridiplantae; Streptophyta; Magnoliopsida; Malvales; Malvaceae
Product: transcription factor MYBC1
Exons: 2
Coding region: 280-1218 (312 amino acids)
Biological process (GO): regulation of DNA-templated transcription
Cellular component (GO): nucleus
Molecular function (GO): DNA binding; DNA-binding transcription factor activity
Source: RefSeq, a predicted model, not a curated record